GGCCCAACCUCCUCCUCCUCCUCUUCUUCCUCCUCUUUCUCCUCCUCCUCUGGGGUCCUGCCUCGGUUGACGGGGCCGGCUCCGAGCCCGGCAGAUGGACCGUUAGGGCCGAGAGCAACCGAUCUGACAACAUCUUUGUCUUCUCGAAAACGAUGUUCAACGGGACCCGCAUCAUCCUCAGCGCCACUGAGAUCUGCGAGGAGGGGACGACGUUCAAUGUCACCUGGUACCUGCGCAGCUCCCGCUGCCAUGAUGAGGUCAACAUUGACGAGCAGAAAGCGGCCGAGUACCUGCAGUUCCCCUCCCUGCAGCAGUCGGAGGAAGGUUCCGGCUUCUUCGUCUUCUUCACCCUCGGCCCCAUCAAUUGCAGCAGUCUGGGGCACAAGCUCCUGUCGUUUUUCCCGCCUUCCCAACUGAAGCAUCAUGAGUUUCUCCACCCCAAGCCCCUCGUCCUGCCACAGGAGCAGCAGGGGGAUGGGGAGAAGCCGCCGGGGGCCGGCCCGCAGCAGCCCGGGACCCCGGAGCCCAAGCCGCCGGCCCAGAGCGAGACCCUCGGCGCUCAGGGCGGGAAAGACGAGGCGUCCCGGGCGGGCUUGACGGCGGCAGCCCAGACGUGGGAGGACGGACCCUACGUCUUCGUGCUGAGGAUCGGCGCCGCCUCCGUCCGGAACCCCGCCCCUUACUGGGCGGUGACAGUGGACGUCCAGAUGAAGCACCCCCGCCACCUCUACAUCUCCGCCUCAGAGUGGCCCCUCAUGGCGUUCUACAUGGCCAUGUGCGUGGUGUACGUGUGCUACGCGGCGCUGUGGCUGCUGCUGCUGGCCUGGCACUGGCGGGACCUGCUGCGGAUCCAGCUGUGGGUGGGCGGCGUGGUGCUGCUGGGCAUGGUGGAGAAGGCCGUGGCCUACGCCCAGCUGCAGGCAUUGCAGACCCACGGCACGGCAGUGCCCGGGGCCGUGGUGUUCGCCGAGGUGCUGUGUGCUGUGAAACGGAUGUUGGCACGGGUCCUGGUCAUCAUCGCCAGCCUGGGCUAUGGCAUCGUCAAACCCCGGCUGGGUGUCCUGCUGAACCGCGUGGUGGGUGUGGGCCUGCUGUACCUCGCCUUCUCCCUCCUCGAGGGCCUGCUCAGGGUCCAGACAGCGCAGGAUGACCUGCUCCUGCUGGCAGCUAUUCCCCUCGCCCUUCUGGACUCUGCCUUGGCCUGGUGGAUCCUGGUGAGCCUGGUCCAGACCAUGAAGCUGCUGCGACUGCGGAGGAACGUGGUGAAGCUCUCGCUCUACCGCCAUUUCACCAACACGCUCAUCUUCGCCGUCAUCGCCUCUGUCAUCUUCAUCAUCUGGACCACCAAGACCUUCCGCCUUGCCAAGUGCCAGUCGGACUGGCGGGAGCUGUGGAUCGACGACGCGUUCUGGCGCUUCCUCUUCUCGCUCGUCCUGCUCGUCAUCAUGUUCCUGUGGCGGCCGUCCGCCAACAGCCAGAGGUAUGCGUUCAUGCCCCUGGUGGAGGAUGGUAGCGAGGAGGAGGAGGAAGAGGAGGAGGAGCAUACAGUGCACGCAGCCUUUGGAACCAAGAUGAGAAGCAGCAAGAACGAGACAAACGGGAUCCUGAAGCCGAACCGGGCGGAUGAAGACCUCAAGUGGGUGGAGGAGAAUAUUCCUUCUUCCAUGGCGGACGCCAUGCUCCCUCCCCUCCUGGACUCUGAUGAGGAAACCGUCACCACCCAGUUUGAGAUGUCGAAGAUGGAGUGAGCGGGCCUGUGUGUGUGUGUGUGUUCUUGUGUGUGUGUGUGUGUGAGAUAUGUCCCCAGGGCCCUGCCGGGGGCCGGGGCUGUACAUAGUGUAAAUGGUUCAAAGAUUAUUUUAUUAUAACUCAUCUUUUUCUAAUGGGGAGGGGCCCUGGGGCCCCAGCCCCCGACCAGUAGGGGGUGUCUCCUCAUUCCCUGCCCCCCACCGAAGCUGCAGGUGGCCAUCCCUGGUCCCCUGUGCCCUGGUCUAACUUAUGAGUGUGCCCGGCCCCCAUUAAAGCCGGCUGUAACCAAA
Ornithorhynchus anatinus (platypus) is the source of this 2039-nucleotide messenger RNA. RefSeq names its product transmembrane protein 87A-like. The transcript has 20 exons. Gene Ontology annotation, biological process: retrograde transport, endosome to Golgi. Gene Ontology annotation, cellular component: Golgi apparatus; membrane. Bases 153 to 1748 code for a protein of 531 amino acids. NCBI's taxonomy places the organism in Eukaryota, Metazoa, Chordata, Mammalia, Monotremata, Ornithorhynchidae. The record is from RefSeq and is a predicted model, not a curated record.